AUGAAUGGGGCCACUCAGUCUGGUCGCAGAUCGCACCCUCCGGGUCGAACUGCGAAUCGGGAGAGGAAACGAAUUCAUUGGGCCCCAUUGAAUAUCGGCCUCGAACGACGAUUGCAAACCUUUGUCGUCUUAUGUCAUACUCUCACAAUUGCCAUUUUUGUGACGAGUUUUUUCUUCAUCUGUGCUAUUCCUCUAUUCUGGCCCCUUCUCUUACCCUAUCUGGUCUAUAUCUCUUUGUUCUCCACCGCACCGACCUCUGGCGAACUGAAAGGCCGAAGUUCAUUUUUACGAUCACUUCCUAUCUGGUCGGUCUAUGCAUCUUAUUUCCCUGCCCGUCUUCACCGCGAGGAACCUUUACCACCGACCAAGAAGUACAUAUUUGGCUAUCAUCCCCAUGGAAUCAUUUCGCAUGGUGCCUUCGCCGCCUUCGGGACCGAGGCCCUAGGGUUCUCGAAACUUUUUCCCGGCAUUACCAACACCUUGCUGACUUUGGACUCAAACUUCCGAAUUCCCUUCUACCGAGAGUAUGCGCUCGCAAUGGGACUGGCUAGUGUGUCCCGAGAAUCCUGUGAGAAUCUUCUGAACAGAGGCGGUGCAAAUAACGAGGGAAUGGGAAGAGCGAUCACCAUUGUCGUCGGUGGAGCGCGAGAAUCUCUUAAUGCGCAGCCUCAUAGUCUACGUCUGGUGCUAAAACGUCGCAAAGGGUUUGUCAAGCUAGCCAUUCGCACGGGAGCCGACCUGGUACCCGUCCUAGCCUUUGGGGAAAACGACCUAUACGAACAGGUCAAUUCGGAUCAGCAUCCACUCAUCCACAAACUUCAGAUGCUUAUCAAGCGUACCAUGGGUUUUACCAUUCCUCUAUUCCACGCCCGUGGAGUGUUUAAUUAUGACGUUGGGUUAAUGCCCUACCGCCGUCCGUUAAAUAUCGUGGUGGGACGGCCGAUUCCUGUGAUGCAGCAGAAGAAUCGAGAUAAAAUUGAUGACACGUAUAUCGAUGAGCUUCAUUCCAAAUACGUGCAGGAACUGCAGCGAUUAUGGGACGAGUGGAAAGAUAUCUAUGCUAAGGACAGAGCAGGUGAACUGGAAAUCACCGCGUGA
This is a messenger RNA of Penicillium longicatenatum, 1098 nucleotides long. RefSeq lists its product as uncharacterized. Gene Ontology annotation, molecular function: diacylglycerol O-acyltransferase activity. Bases 1 to 1098 code for a protein of 365 amino acids. The transcript is spliced from 2 exons. NCBI's taxonomy places the organism in Eukaryota, Fungi, Ascomycota, Eurotiomycetes, Eurotiales, Aspergillaceae. Gene Ontology annotation, biological process: triglyceride biosynthetic process. The record is from RefSeq and is a predicted model, not a curated record. Gene Ontology annotation, cellular component: endoplasmic reticulum membrane.